CAAAGGUUAAGCUUGAAGUCUGUAGCUCACAUUAGCUAUCGCUCUCAACUGCUUGAUGGGAAUUUGAUUCAGUAGGAACAGGGGAUUCGUCUUCAAUAUUCCUUUAUUGAUUCAUCACCUAACAAGAAAAAUGGAUUUGUGGCCUAAAGGAUCAGCAGCUGUUUUCUUUCUCCUGGUACUUUUCAAGUUCAGUGAAGCACAAAACCUUUGCUCAUUGCCAAUUAAUAUAAUUCUUAUACCGGAAAACAACAAUAUUGGAGACAUAGUUACAACACUCAAUGCUGAGGAUGGGGUGAUGGCCAUAAUCACUAGUCAAGAUCCAGAGGGUUUCUUCAGCAUCAGUGGAUACAAUAUCAUUGCUGACACUGUGCUGGACUAUGAGACGUUUGACCCGAACAAACCUCAUGAGGUGAAUAUUGAGUGUACAAAAGCUGAUUCUCCCCCUACCACAGAGAAUCUGAAAAUAGCGGUUUUGGAUAUAAAUGAUAAUCCACCAGUGUUCGAACACAGUCAGUACACACUAAACGUUAAUGAGCUAUCAAAAGUGGAUACCAGUGUUGGUCUAAUCACAGCAAUGGAUCCUGAUAAAGAUGAUAGACUUUACUACCAACUGGAUUCUCCUGAGGGAGAAUUUAACCUGGAAGCCAAUUUCAAUCCCAACAUUCUGGUGAAAAAGCAUCUGGAUUAUGACAAAGUUAAAGAAGUCACAAUGAUACUAUAUGUGCAGGACACACUGAUUGGAUCAGAAGCUGAAGUCUCCCACACUGCCUCUACCACCAUUGUAGUUAAUAUCAUAGACAUUGACAAUCGUCCACCAUGGUUCCAGCCCUGUACAGAAACUGAGGUUGGCACAAGCAUAAUCUGCUUGAUGUCUGGUUAUAACGGGAAAGUCAACGCAAAAGAACUAGUGCCAGGUCCUUUGACCUUGGAGCCAGGUCCACUUAUGGCCAUUGAUGGAGACAAAGGCAGGAAUGAUCCCAUUCAUUAUACGUUUCUUGGAGGAAAUGAUGGAGGUAUAUUUCAAAUCGACACUGACACCGGGAGCAUCACAAUGCGGGAACCAGUAGAGACAGGAACAAUUGUUCUUUCAGUCAUGGCAUAUCAGAGGGAAAACGCUGAUCAGUUUGCCACCACUACAGUCAUCCUGAAGGUGGUGGAUUCUAGCGAUUUCCCACCAAAGUUUGUGAAGUCCAGUUAUGAAGGCUUUAUCUCAGAGGAUGCAGGUGUGGACAGCCUGGUGCUGGAGAGUAAAACAUCCAACAGAGCUCUCAGAGUACAGGCUACAGAUGAUGACUUUUCUAAUGGCUAUAAUCCUAACCUCAGAUUUGAGAUUGUUGAUGGCACUGACUUCUCAAUCACUGCAGAGGGUUUCAUACUCAUGUUGAAGGCCGUUUCCCCAGGCACUGUAAAUUUAGAAAUGAGGGUGGUUGACACAACCAAUGAUGAAUCAAGCACCGCUUCUCUUAGUGUCGAGGUCACUCCAGGGGUUCCCACUACCACUCCUGCCACAACUAUCACGACUUCAUCCAUUAUAACAACAGAGAGCACUGCUAACACAAAGCUUACAGAAAUCACCACUGUCACCUCGCAACCAGAUAUCACCUCGACUACGCGCCCCAGCACAGGGGGACAGCAGGUGAAAAUGGGGGAGUUCAGUUCGGGCGAUAUGGCGGCUGUAGGGGCCUCUUUGGCUGUGGUUAUCGUUCUCUGCUUAGUUUGCAUUGGAUUGAUGGUGCACCGCAUCAAGGGCCAUAACGCAGACUGGAAGAAGCUUUCUGAGGCUAGCGUCUUCCAGAGCAAACUUGGUGGAGGCUCAGGGGGUCCUAAAGAGGGUGUGCAGUACAGCAAUGAGGGCUUCCAGCUGGAUGAUGAUUCUGGGAGUGUGAACGGUAAGUUAGCUGCAGACCUGGAGAACAAACUGGAGUCUGGACUAAAGCCGCAGCAGAGACAGAAGAUGAUGACCCCCAGCGCUGUCCUCCUGAGCCCCAGCAGCCCUCAAGCUGACUCCAGCAGUCUGGCAGAAACCAUCGACAGUGAGAAGGAAGUCAAACCAAUCCUGACCAAAGAGCGGCGCAGUGAGGAGGGAUACAAAGCGGUUUGGUUUAAGCAAGAUAUUGACCCCAACACCAAAGAGGAAGUGGUCAUCAUUCCCAACACUGGUGAAGCGGAUGGAGACCAUGAGGAGGAGGAUGACAGCGAGGGUGAAAACAGGCCUGACGUGGAUUCUGGUGAUGAGGAAGGAGUUUCGUCAGAUUUGUAGACUGUUUCUCCCGUGCAACAACUGCAAAACACAAGGACUUGAGUUGAGCUCAAAUGUUAGACACUUUAGUACAGUAGAAACUUUAAAAGAUUAAUUAUUAGUUAGUUAAUUUAUAUGUUCUACGGUUUUUAAAUGCUUUCCUUUGUCAUAUUUCUUACUAAGGCUGAGUAUCGUUUAAAAAUUGUCAAUACCGAUAACUUGACUUCGAUAUCGGUUCCUAAACGAUACUUUUUUUUUUCAAACUCUUUUUUAAUAGAAGCAGCAUGUAAUAACAUAGAUACAUCAACAAUAGACAGCAGGGGUACAACUACAACAGUAAAUGAUACCUAAAUGUACACAUAUACAUAAACAUAAUCAUAAGAUUUAUAAAAAAAAUAAAAAAAAUAAAAAGGAAAGAA
Messenger RNA from Carassius gibelio (silver crucian carp), 2658 nucleotides. RefSeq names its product cadherin-related family member 5b (gene cdhr5b). Gene Ontology annotation, cellular component: catenin complex; plasma membrane; adherens junction. The transcript is spliced from 15 exons. Gene Ontology annotation, molecular function: cadherin binding; calcium ion binding. The coding region runs from base 131 to 2260 and encodes 709 amino acids. NCBI's taxonomy places the organism in Eukaryota, Metazoa, Chordata, Actinopteri, Cypriniformes, Cyprinidae. Gene Ontology annotation, biological process: homophilic cell-cell adhesion; cell-cell junction assembly; multicellular organism development. The record is from RefSeq and is a predicted model, not a curated record.